GGAAGCAGCAGCAUGCCACCACAAACCUGGGGAGGGUCCGUGUGUCAAGGGUAAGGGCGACAGAUGUCGGACCCAGGGAACUCUGCCACAAGACGAUGGCGGCCCUUUGGCGAGCUUCUGUGUUGCUGGUUCUGUUUCUCACAGCUUCUCUGCUCCCGCCGCAGUGUGCCCAGGACCCAGCCAUGGUGCAUUACAUCUACCAGCGCUUUCGAGUCUUGGAGCAAGGGCUGGAGAAAUGUACUGAAGCAACGAGGGCAUACAUCCAAGACUUCCAAGAGUUCUCAAAAAACAUAUCCGCUAUGCUGGGGAGAUGUCAGACCUACACAAAUGAGUACAAGAGUGCAGUAAAUAACUUGGCACUGAGAGUCGAACGUGCUCAACGGGAGAUUGACUACCUGGAGUACCUUCGAGAAUCUGAUGUGUGCGUAGAAUCAGAGGACAAAACACUGGCAGAAGAGCUACUUCAAGAAGCUGAAGAAGAGAAAAAGAUCCGGACUCUGCUGAAUGCAAGCUGUGACAACAUGCUCAUGGGCAUAAAGUCUCUGAAAAUAGUGAAGAGGACGAUAGAUACACAUGGCUCUUGGAUGAAAGAUGCUAACAGUAACUCUCCAAAGGUGUAUUUUUUAAGUGGAUCCAGAAACAACGUUGUCUGGGAAUUUGCAAACAUGCACGCAUUCAUGGAGGAUAACACCAAGCCAGCUCCCCGGAAGCUAAUUCUAACACUUUCCUGGCAGGGAACAGGCCAAGUGAUCUACAAAGGUUUUCUAUUUUUUCACAAUCAAGGGACUGCUAAUGAGAUAAUCAAAUAUAAUCUGCAGAAGAGGACUGUGGUAGACCGAAUGCUGCUCCCAGGAGGGGUGGGCCGAGCACUGGUCUACCAGCACUCCCCCUCAACUUACAUUGACCUAGCUGUGGACGAGCAUGGGCUCUGGGCCAUCCACUCAGGGCCAGGCACCUAUGGCCAUUUGGUUCUCACGAAAAUUGAGCUGGACACGCUGGGAGUGGAGCACUCAUGGGACACUCCAUGCAGAAGCCAGGAUGCCGAAGCCUCAUUCCUUCUGUGCGGGGUUCUGUACGUGGUCUACAGUUCUGGCGGCCAGGGACCUCACCGCAUCACCUGCGUCUAUGAUCCACUGGGAACUAUCAGUGAGGAGGACCUGCCCAACUUGUUCUUCCCCAGGAGGCCAAGAAGUCACUCCAUGAUCCAUUACAACCCCAGAGAUAAGCAGCUCUAUGCCUGGAAUGAAGGAAACCAGAUCAUUUACAAACUCCAGACAAAGAGAAAGGUGCCUCGAGAGUGAUGUAUUAGAGCCAGAGCACCGAUGCUUUGGCAGCUGCUUUCCAGAACACUGAGGCCACAUGGCCCCUUCACGGUGUAACAUCCCUCUAAUCACACACAGAAAUUGGGUCUCGAUGCAUCCUUUCCCAGAUGUCACUGCCUUAGGUGUCUUCCA
Messenger RNA from Propithecus coquereli (Coquerel's sifaka), 1454 nucleotides. RefSeq names its product olfactomedin-like 1 (gene OLFML1). Bases 96 to 1301 code for a protein of 401 amino acids. Gene Ontology annotation, biological process: signal transduction. Lineage: Eukaryota; Metazoa; Chordata; Mammalia; Primates; Indriidae. The transcript is spliced from 4 exons. The record is from RefSeq and is a predicted model, not a curated record.